This is a messenger RNA of Arctia plantaginis, 828 nucleotides long. The record is from the annotation of a GenBank genome assembly. Lineage: Eukaryota; Metazoa; Arthropoda; Insecta; Lepidoptera; Erebidae.
AUGUUCCGCAAUCAGUAUGACAGUGAUGUCACAGUAUGGAGCCCCCAAGGCCGUCUUCACCAAGUAGAGUAUGCUAUGGAGGCAGUUAAACUUGGGUCUGCUACAGUUGGCCUAAAAAACAAACAGUUUGCAGUACUUAUAGCCCUUAAGAGAGCAGUAAGUGAACUCUCUGCGUAUCAGAAGAAAGUGAUUCCAAUUGAUGAACAUAUUGCCAUCUCUAUUUCGGGAUUAACAGCUGAUGCAAGAAUGUUGAGCCGUUACAUGCGUACAGAGUGCCUUAACCAUCGCUAUGCUCACGACGCACCUAUGCCAGUUGGCAGACUCAUUGGGCUUGUUGGCAAUAAGAUGCAGAUAUGCACUCAGCGAUAUGAUAAACGACCACUCGGUGUCGGCUUGCUUGUGGCAGGAUAUGAUGACCAAGGCCCACACAUCUACCAGACAUGCCCAUCUGCUAACUUCUUCGAUUGCCGAGCUAUGGCCAUCGGUGCACGUUCUCAAUCGGCUCGUACAUAUCUUGAGAAGCAUCUCAACUCAUUCCCAGAUAGUGAUCUACAAGAAAUAGUAGCUCAUGGCCUGCGUGCUCUCAGAGAUACACUACCUAAUGAAGUGGAUUUGAAUACUAAGAAUGUAUCUAUCGCUAUUGUGGGCCCAAAGACUCCACUCCGCAUUUGUGAUGAAGACGAGUUAUCUCGUUUCCUGACGCUCGUUGAAGGAGAAGAGAGGCGUAGUGGCAGCGGGGCUGCUACCGGCGAUACCGCGCCCGCGCAGGAACGGGACACGGGGGACGACAGGGAACCUCAACCGGGGGUGGCCAUGGACACAGAGUAG